AUGUCUCCCCCCGCCGUUGCUGGUAGCGAGAGAGAGUCCGGCCUGGCUCGUGUCCUUGGCUCUGGUUCUGCUGGUAUUGCUGAGUUGGCCGUCUUCCACCCUGUCGAUACGAUUGCGAAGCGAUUGAUGAGCAACCAGACCCGUAUCUCCGGCUCCGCUCAAUUGAACCAAGUCAUCUUCAAGGACAAGGCCACUGCUCCCAUCGGACGAAAGUUUGUCUCUCUCUUCCCUGGUCUGGGAUACGCCGCCGGUUACAAGGUUCUCCAACGAGUAUACAAGUACGGUGGUCAGCCUGUGGCCCGUGAUUACCUCUCUCAGCACUAUGGUGCCGACUUUGAGGGUGCCUUUGGCAAGAAGACUGGCAAGGCCAUCAUGCACUCCACUGCUGGAAGUUUGAUCGGUAUUGGUGAGAUCGUUCUUCUGCCCCUCGAUGUCCUCAAGAUCAAGCGUCAGACAAACCCCGAGGCCUUCCGUGGCCGUGGUGUCCUCAAGAUCGUUGCCGAUGAGGGUUUCGGUCUGUACCGUGGUUGGGGCUGGACUGCUGCCCGUAACGCUCCUGGUUCUUUUGCUCUCUUCGGUGGUUCUGCUUUCGCCAAGGAGUACCUCUUCCACCUUGAGGACUACAACAAGGCCAGCUGGUUCCAGAACUUUAUUGCUUCCAUUGCUGGUGCUUCGGCUUCUCUGGUCGUUUCUGCCCCUCUUGAUGUUAUCAAGACCCGUAUCCAGAACCGCAACUUCGAGAACCCUGAGAGUGGUUUCCGAAUCCUGUCCAACAUGGCGAAGAACGAGGGUGCUGGUGCUUUCUUCAAGGGACUUGUCCCCAAGCUGCUCAUGACUGGUCCCAAGCUGGUCUUCUCUUUCUGGCUCGCCCAGACCUUGAUCCCCGCCUUUGACAUUGCUUUCAAGAAGUAG
Molecule: messenger RNA, 912 nt
Organism: Fusarium sp. VM40
Lineage: Eukaryota; Fungi; Ascomycota; Sordariomycetes; Hypocreales; Nectriaceae
Source: the annotation of a GenBank genome assembly